Messenger RNA from Beta vulgaris subsp. vulgaris (sugar beet), 4987 nucleotides. RefSeq names its product ABC transporter C family member 14. Bases 338 to 4885 code for a protein of 1515 amino acids. The record is from RefSeq and is a predicted model, not a curated record. The transcript is spliced from 12 exons. Gene Ontology annotation, cellular component: plant-type vacuole; vacuolar membrane. NCBI's taxonomy places the organism in Eukaryota, Viridiplantae, Streptophyta, Magnoliopsida, Caryophyllales, Amaranthaceae. Gene Ontology annotation, biological process: transmembrane transport. Gene Ontology annotation, molecular function: ABC-type transporter activity; ATP hydrolysis activity; ATP binding.
GGGUGUUCAUUAUUUAUUUCUCCAUCCCUUUGUCUCAUCAUUCAUCAUCUUUUUAAUUAGUUCUUUCAAAUCUCAAUCAUGUUACACCGCAUAAAAUUAGUAAAACCUUUCAUUUUAUUUAUUAGAAUAUUCAUUAUAAUAUUUGCUAAUAUUAUUAAUUAAUUGUAAAACUUACACACCCUCUUACUGGUGGCGGGAAAUUUGAUAAUUUCUUCAGUCUGAUUUGGGAUUUGGGAAGUUUGAUAUAUUAUGAAGUUGAAGUCAACUCUUAUGAUAUGUUAAUAAAUAAGAAGUGAGUGUGGAAGAUCUAUGUGCAAUAUUGUGAAAAACAUCAAAUAUGUCUGCUAAUUCUUGGAUCACUUCUCUUUCAUGUUCAAACCCAUUUUCUUCAUCUUCAUCUUCAUCUUCAUCUAUAUUACAAUGGACCCAAUUCAUACUCCUUUCUCCAUGUCCUCAAAGAGCUUUGCUUACUUCAAUUGAUGCCAUCUUCUUGCUUGUGGUCUUUGGCAUCUUUCUUUACCAAUUUAUUUCUAAGGUCAUCUUGGGGAACCAUCAUGAGUCCAGCAUUGGGAAAAGUUCCACAACAUCGAACCGAGCUCGUGUUGAGACAAAUGUUUGGUAUAAACUAUCCCUCAUUGUAACCAUUUUGUUAGCAUUUCUUUAUUUAUUAGUUGCUAUUUUAGCUUUUAGUAGUGCAACUCAUGAGUAUUCAUGGAAAGUAGUGGAUGGAACAUUUGGAAUUGCUCAAGUUGUAACUUAUGUUGUGAUAGUGAUCUUAAUUGCUCAUGAGAAGAGGUUUGAGGCAGCUAAGCACCCAUUCGUGCUUCGAGUUUAUUGGGUUGCUAGCUUCUUAAUUUAUGCCCUGUUUGUAGCUUCGGCUUUGAUCCGUUAUAUUUCGUACAAAGAAGGUGUUGGAUUUGAUUUUUUGAGGUUGGAGGACAUAGUAUCCUUUGUUUCUUCCGCUCUUGCGAUUGUUCUUCUUGUGGUUGGAUUUAGAGGGUCAACAGGCAUAGUGAUGCCACGGCAUGAGGGUUUGUCAUUAGACAAUGGAACUUCACUAAGUGAGCCCCUUUUGGAGAAACCGAAUGUUAGUGGUUUUGCUAACGCUUCAUUAGUUUCGAAGGUUUUUUGGUUAUGGAUGAACCCCCUACUUAGUAAAGGAUCCAAAACGCCUCUUACAUUAAAUGAUGUACCAUCUCUUUCACCACAACAUAGAGCUGAGUUGAUGUCCAACCUCUUUGAAUCAAAGUGGCCUAAACCACAUGAAAAGUGCCAAAACCCGGUUAGAACCACCCUUAUAAGGUGUUUCUGGAAGGAACUUGCAUUUACUGCUAUCUUAGCAGUUAUUCGAGUUUGUGUAAUGUAUGUUGGUCCUGUUCUUCUUCAGAAAUUUGUUGACUUUACUUCAGGUGUGAAAAGCUCUCCCUAUGAAGGGUAUUACUUGGUCCUCAUUCUUCUUGUUGCAAAGUCGAUAGAGGUAUUAACCUCACAUCAAUUCAACUUUAAUUCUCAAAAGAUUGGUAUGUUAAUUCGUUCUACCCUUAUCACCAACUUGUAUAAGAAAGGGCUAAAAUUAACAUGCUCGGCAAGGCAGGCUCAUGGAGUUGGACAAAUUGUGAAUUAUAUGGCUGUUGAUGCUCAGCAGCUCUCUGAUAUGAUGCUCCAGCUUCACGCCAUUUGGCUGAUGCCUUUGCAACUUUCGGUGGCAUUAGUUCUUCUCUACAACUAUGUUGGUUUAGCUAUGAUCACCGCGUUUGUUGGAAUCAUUGGGGUUUUAUUGUUUGUUUUCUUUGGCACAAAGAGGAAUAAUAGGUUCCAGUUUAAUUUGAUGAAGAAUCGUGACUCUCGAAUGAAGGCUACAAACGAGAUGCUUAAUUAUAUGCGAGUGAUCAAGUUUCAAGCAUGGGAAGAGCACUUCAACAGCAGGAUCCAAUCAUUUCGGGAUUCAGAGUAUGGUUGGCUAGCAAAGUUCCUGUAUUCUAUAGCAGGCAAUAUCGUGGUGAUGUGGUCCACACCUAUAUUGAUAUCAAGCCUGACAUUUGGCACGGCUAUCCUUUUGGGAGUCCCCCUUGAUGCAGGGAAAGUAUUCACGACUACAACAAUUUUUAAGAUGUUGCAAGAGCCAAUCAGAACUUUCCCUCAGUCUAUGAUCUCAAUUUCACAAGCUAUGAUAUCACUCAAAAGGCUAGAUGAUUUUAUGAUGAGUAAGGAACUGGCGGAGGAAUUGGUGGAGCGAAUUGAGGGCUGUGAUGGUGUAACCGCUGUAAAGGUUGAACAUGGUGUCUUUAGCUGGGAUGAUGAAGAUGGAGAGGAGAUACUAAAAGAUAUAAAUGUAGAUAUAAAGAAAGGGCAGCUUGCUGCUAUAGUCGGUACUGUAGGAUCAGGGAAGUCAUCAUUUCUUGCUUCGAUUCUCGGUGAGAUGCACAAAAUAAGAGGAAAGGUAAGAGUUUGUGGGACUACAGCUUAUGUAGCACAAUCAUCAUGGAUACAGAAUGGAACCAUUGAAGAGAAUAUCCUGUUUGGUUUGCCUAUGAACAGAGAAAAAUACAGAGAAGUUAUCAAGGUUUGCUGCUUGGAGAAGGAUUUGGAAAUGAUGGAAUUUGGGGAUCAGACUGAAAUCGGAGAACGUGGCAUCAAUCUUAGUGGUGGCCAAAAGCAACGGAUACAACUUGCUAGAGCUGUCUAUCAGGACUGUGACAUUUAUCUUCUUGAUGAUGUCUUUAGUGCCGUUGAUGCUCAUACUGGAUCGGAAAUUUUUAAGGAAUGUGUAAGAGGAGCUCUCAAGGACAAAACAAUCAUACUUGUGACCCAUCAAGUGGACUUUUUGCAUAACAUUGACCUUAUUAUGGUGAUGAAAGACGGUAUGAUUGUGCAAGCAGGAAAAUAUGCUGAUCUUUUGAAAGCAGGAACAGAUUUCAAUGCACUUGUUGCGGCCCAUGACACAUCUAUGGAACUUGUCGAAGCAGGCAACAACACUGAGCUUCCAGAAGAUUCUCCACGACAACAGAAUUCUCCUAAAGCAUUACCUAAUCACAGUGAGGGUAACGGCGUGAGCAGUUCUUUGACUAGAUCUAAGUCAGAUACAAGACAGAAAUCAGAUAAGGGAGAUGCUAAACUCAUCAAAGAGGAAGAGAGAGAAACUGGGAAAGUCAAUUUGCGUGUGUACAAGGACUACUGCACAGAAGCUUUUGGAUGGUGGGGUGUUGUGCUUGCUUUGCUGUUAUCUAUUUCGUGGCAAUUAACUAUGAUGGCUGGUGAUUACUGGCUGGCUUAUGAAACAGCUGCAGAGCGUGCCUCAUUGUUCGCACCUUCUUUCUUUAUUACUAUCUAUUCUAUUAUUGCACUAUUUUCUGUUGUAUUAAUAGUUGCAAGAUCCUUCUUUAUUACUUUGUUUGGGCUGAAGACAGCCCAGAUGUUCUUCACUCGGAUUCUUCACUCUAUACUUCAUGCUCCCAUGUCAUUCUUCGAUACUACUCCUACAGGACGAAUUCUUAGUCGGGCAUCUAGUGAUCAGACCAAUGUUGAUGUGUUGGUACCUUUUGUUUUGAAUCUUACAAUUGCAAUGUACGUCACAUUGCUUAGCAUCAUCAUUAUCACUUGCCAGUAUGCUUGGCCAACUGUCUUCCUCCUGAUUCCGCUAGGCUGGCUGAAUUUGUGGUACAGGGCAUAUUAUCUUGCAACUUCACGUGAAUUAACUCGCCUUGACUCAAUCACAAAAGCACCUGUUAUCCAUCACUUCUCAGAAAGCAUUUAUGGCUUCAUGACAAUACGUUGUUUCAGGAAGCAGGAAGGAUUUACUCAAGAAAAUGUGAAUCGGGUGAAUGCAAACUUGCGUAUGGAUUUUCACAACAAUGGAUCAAAUGAAUGGUUAGGUUUCCGUUUGGAACUGCUCGGGAGCUUACUCUUGUGCGCAUCAGCCCUAUGUAUGAUCCUGUUGCCUAGUAGUAUCAUCAAGCCAGAGAAUGUUGGUUUAUCACUAUCAUACGGACUGUCCCUCAAUUCCGUGCUAUUCUGGGCCAUGUAUACCAGUUGCUUUGUCGAAAAUAGAAUGGUUUCUGUUGAGAGGAUAAGACAGUUUACUGAAAUUGAACCUGAAGCUGCUUGGACUAUCAAGGACCGUCAACCUCCUCCAAAUUGGCCAACCAAAGGCAACGUCGAGCUUAAGGACUUGCAGGUCAGAUAUAGGCCCAACACUCCUCUGGUACUGAAGGGAAUAUCAUUAAACAUUAGAGGAGGAGAUAAAAUAGGCAUUGUUGGGAGAACAGGAAGUGGAAAAUCAACUCUUAUUCAAGUGUUCUUUAGACUUGUUGAACCCUCAGCCGGGAAAAUUAUCAUCGAUGAUAUUGACAUUUCAAUUUUAGGCCUCCAUGAUCUUAGGUCUCGAUUUGGGAUCAUUCCUCAAGAGCCUGUUCUUUUCGAAGGGACUGUUCGGAGCAACAUCGACCCCAUUUGUCAAUAUUCAGAGGAAGAGAUCUGGAAGAGCCUGGAACGCUGCCAGCUUAAGGAUGUAGUAGCUUCCAAACCCGAAAAACUGGAAGCUCCUGUGUCCGAUGAUGGAGAUAACUGGAGUGUAGGGCAAAGACAACUUUUGUGCUUAGGCCGAGUGAUGUUAAAGAAAAGCCGGUUGCUGUUUAUGGAUGAAGCAACUGCUUCUGUAGAUUCUCAAACUGAUGCCAUGAUUCAGAAGAUAAUCAGGGAAGACUUUGCGGCUUGCACAAUCAUCAGUAUCGCACACAGGAUACCGACAGUUAUGGACUGCGAUAAAGUUCUUGUUGUAGAUGCAGGAAGAGCAAAAGAAUUUGAUUCACCAGCAAGAUUGCUCGAGAGGCCGUCACUUUUUGGAGCUCUAGUACAGGAAUACGCAAAUCGCUCAUCUGGUCUGUAAUUUUGAGCACUGAUUUUGUACUGCAGCCAUGCUUAUUGACAAAUGCAUUGGGAAAGCUAAAGCUUCAUCCUCUGAAAUUGAAUGCAUUAUAGUUUUUGAUUA